Molecule: messenger RNA, 2303 nt
Organism: Drosophila arizonae
Lineage: Eukaryota; Metazoa; Arthropoda; Insecta; Diptera; Drosophilidae
Cellular component (GO): extracellular matrix
Molecular function (GO): protein binding
Source: RefSeq, a predicted model, not a curated record
CAAAUAUGUUUUCGCUCUCAGUCCGAUGGGAACCAUGAGGCUGCGUUUUAGUAUAUGAACGGAAUUCGAGGCAAGUGUACCUGCUUGGGCUUGAGGAAUAGAGAAGUCAACACGCCAGCGCUUGCCAAACUGUGCGAUAAACGAUAAAGAUGUUAUCGUUGUCGCGUCUGAUAAAAGUGCUAAUCGUGCUGCUGCUACGCUGCCAGCUACAGUCAGCCCUGCCACAGCUGGACCAGCAACCAGAGGCAACUGUGGAACUAGAUGUGCUGAGCUGUCCCUCCAGCUGUGUCUGCCAGUAUGCCGCCUUCAAUGAGCUGCCCAUCGCACGCUGGGUGAAUCACAUGACCAACACGGAUGCUUCCGAUGAUGCCUCCGACUUCCUGCUGGCCACACACAUCAAGCUGGCAACAUGUCUGCUGCAGGAGGAGAGCGAGACGCAAACGCUGUUCAGUGCUUUACCCAUCGACCUGCAGGCUCUAAUCUUGCUGCAUACGGGCAGCCCAGGGAGCCAGCUGACAGUGAAUACGAGCAGCUUGCGUGCCCUCAACCAGCUGAGCACUCUGGAAAUACGCGGCUCGGGCACCACCACGCUGAACAUCGAUGAGCCGCUGGAGUUUCUGCAGCACGCCAACUUCGAGCAGGUCAGGUUGCAGGCGAGCGAGCGGCUGCAGCGGCCGCAGCACUCGAAGCUGCCCAGCGACAAUUACGAGUACAAGCCGCCCAGUGAUAUGGCUGGCAACGAGGCCACGCCCAAAUACCAACUGAAAUUCGAGCCAGAGGCCGCCGUCGAGAUCAUGAGCUAUGCGCAGUAUGUGGAGCGACUGAAGCAGACGCGCAUGCCCAGCUUCUGGGGCUGGAGCCAACUGGAGGUGCUGCGCAUCCACAACUGCCAGCUGAGCGAGCUCCAUUGGCAGAUGUUCGACGGCCUGACGCAGCUGCAUCACCUGAGUCUCGAACGCAACGGCAUCGAGGAGCUGCAGCCGUUCGCCUUCAGCGGAGCGCCGCACCUGAAGAGCCUCUCGCUGGCCCACAAUACGGUCGCACGCCUUUACUACCUGGGCCUAGCUGGACUCCUGGAACUGGAGACCCUCAAUCUGGCCGACAAUCACUUGGAGCGCUUGAGUGAGUCCAGUUUUCCGCCUCUGCCGCGCCUGCUCAAAGCUGAUUUGAGAGAGAAUCCCAUCAUGUACAUAUUGCCGGCGACGUUUUGGGUGAUGAACGAUACGCGCGAGCUGCUCCUGGGCAGCGAGCUGGCCGCUCUGGAGCUGCGCAGCUGGAACAGCUAUGGACAGUUCGAUUCGCUGCACAAAUUGCGCAAGCUGAGUCUGGCCAAUGUGACGACAGCCAGCUUGGAGCAGGGCGUCUUUAAGGGUCUUUAUGCACUGGAGCAGCUAACUCUGCGUGGCAGCAUUAGCAGCGUGCAAUUCGAUGCAUUCGCUGGCAUGGAGCAGCUGCGUGAGCUGGACCUCAGCCAUUGCGGCAUUGUGGAGCUAUCGAUGGAUGCGCUGCUCGGGCUGAAGCGUCUGGAGCUGCUCAAUUUGGCGCACAACAAUUUGACGCAUGUGCCGAAUGGCCUGCUCGACGAUCAGCUGCAGCUGGAGGUGGUGCAGCUGCAGGGCAAUCAGCUGCGCACGCUGCCCACCAGCUUCUUUCAGCAGCCGCGUUUGCGUGUCGCCCGGCUCGAUCAGAAUCCGUGGCAGUGUGACUGCGACAUGAGCAACUGGCUGCCAAGGCUGACCAAUGUGAUGCGCGGCCCCAGCGUCGAGCGUUGUGUGCGCGAUAUCAAUGGCGAGCCGAUGCUCUGCCGGCAUGUGGCCAGCUAUGAGACGGACAAGAAACUGGUGCCGCGCUGUGCCAACUAUAAUGGACGCAGCGUCUACUAUGUGCUGCGCAGGCAACUCCACUGCGGCGCCCCGCUCAUGCUGGCGCCCUCGAGGGGGCACAGCACACGCGGCCUGCCCCAUUGGCGUAAAUUGGAGCUGCACCAACAGCAGCAGCAGCAGCAGCCGCAGCAACACAAACUCGGCUCCAAGAAGAAGCAGCAUCCGCACAAGAAACAACGCAAAUCACAUUUGGCCCAAAGAAACAAUUUGGAGCGUAUAUUGAAGGAACAGCAGCAAAAGCAACAGAAUGAGGCAACCUCGGCUCACUCUGAUGGCCAGCAAAUGUCUAAUGAGAUUUAAUAACAAUACCAAUACACACACAUGCAUACACACAUACAUACACACACAUACGCACACACUCGCACUUAGUUUAGGUUUAAGCUGAAUUCCAACAAUUAUCAAUGUUUAAUACGCCAACAA